This is a messenger RNA of Cladocopium goreaui, 1845 nucleotides long. The record is from the annotation of a GenBank genome assembly. NCBI's taxonomy places the organism in Eukaryota, Dinophyceae, Suessiales, Symbiodiniaceae.
AUGGGAUCCGGCGCGAGCAGCGAUGUCAAGGAGUUGCAGCGGAUUUUCGAUGCCUGUGAUUUGGAGUCCUGCGGGUCCCUUACUGGGGAGGAUUUGAAGAUUGCCUUGGCAGGCGUCGGUCUGGCCAAAGAUGCUGCCAAGACCGUGGAUUUCCCAGCCUUUUGCGAAUUGGUGAAGGAGGCCAUGGUGUCAUCACCAGAUCCUCCACGCAUCGUCCCUUUUGCACUGCGGGGAAUGAGGUUCGAGCAGCUGCAAGCGAUUUGCGAGGUUUGUGGUUGCGGCCAGGAUGGAUGGCUGCUGGCCCAGUGCCAAAGCGCGAUGGAAUCAGAGUCUGGAACCAGACGCCUCAAGGAAGAUUUGUACAGCCUCAAUCGCUUCUUGGUUCGCCCGGCCACUGCGGGUCCUGAAGAUGUGCGCCUGCCGGAGAGUUGCUUGGAGCUUGCUGACAACGACACCGAACGACUUGAAAUGGGAGUUUACGAGGCCCCGUCCGCGUCGGACCUUGCCACGAUCACCUCGCGCCUAGCUCUGCCGCGGCCGAAGCGGAGCUGCUGCUUCGCUGAGCUCGUGAACCCAGCGGGGCUUCAGUGUGACUACUUCGUCAGUCAUAGUUGGGGACAUCCCUUUGUCAGCAGCGUAGCGACACUCUCCAACUUCUUAAAGGGCGCUGAUGGCAGCCACUCCACUGCUUUUUGGAUUUGCCUUUUUGCACUGAAUCAGCACCGGCUGCAAGAGGAGCUUGGCACGUCUUCGGUGCGCGCCAUGCCAUUUGCCUAUGGCCUGGCCAAGGCUUCGCAGGGCGUGCUGAUGAUCUUGGACCAAAAGGUGGAACCGUUUCGUCGUCUGUGGUGCCUCUACGAAGCCCAGAGGGCCUGGGAGCUGCACCGACCACUCCAACUGCUGUUGGACGGUGAGACAGACGGAGGUUCUGGACCAUCUUUGGCCCUGCUUGUAGCCGAAGAACUCCAAAAGCUCUCGGCAUUCGAUGCCUCAGCCAGUGUUGCAGGGGACAAGAUCAAGAUUUGGCAUCAGGUCAUCAAUCGAUCGGUGCAGCGAGCCUUUCCCAUGGCGUCAUUUGAAGCUCAGUUUGACGGAAGCCACUGCCGCAUACGUGGUUUUGGACCCUCAUGGUUCAGCCACUUUGAUUCAAAGGUCAGCCAGCUCCUGGCCUCGCCGGUCUUCCGAUUCUGCUUGGAUGCUGGCGACGGCCCGUUGGCACUGCGCUAUCUGGGCCUCGGGGCUGAAGCUUCACGGCAAGAGCUUCGAUGCUGCGAGAAGUUGCUGCCGAAAUCCCUGCAGGAGGUAUGGGUGUCCAACCCUUCCUGUGGAGAGUGCCGACUUCUCCAUGUCUACGCACACCUGGGAGAUCUACAAAACUUGGACUUUCUGCUCGCAGCUCGAGCAGAUCCGACGGAGCGCGCCAAAGAUCCCAAGCAGCGCGCGGCGUUGCACUUCGCGGUGAAAGCGGGACAUGACGAGUGCGCAAAGCGGCUAUUGGAAGGCAAGGCAUUGGCACAUGACCCAGAUAAGAACCGAGAAACUCCACUGCAGAUAGCUGCAUAUGGAGGUUUUACCUCCCUGGUGCAGCUUUUGCUCCGCGCCGGUGCCGUGGUGAACGCUGCGGACCGCGACGGCUGGACGGCGCUGAUCUGCGCGGCACGCGCGGGGCACGGGGAGACCGUGGAGCUCCUGUUGCUGAACAAAGCCUCGCCACAUGCGAUGGAUUCCUUGGGUCGAAACGCCUUUCGACAUGCCAAGAUGGCUGGCUACGACUUGCCACAGCUGGAGAAAUGCUCAGAAAUGCUGGAGGAGGACGAUUUGGAGUGUCAGAUGGUAGACCGCUGA